AAUUCUUCUUCUUCUUCAUCUUGCUGACUUGGCCUAAUUUAAUCGCUGGACGAAAGAGGUUUCAUAUCAUUCUCAUCAUUCUCAUCAUCAACAUCAUCAUCAUCAUCAUAUCUUCUUGCUAAUCAUCUCAUACUUCAUUCCAACUUUGCUGUGUCCACCACCUCCCUCAGGCUCUAUUCUCCCCCCUUUGACCCCCUCCUCCCCCUCUCCUUAUCCCUACAUACUACGGAGUACUGCUGUUGUUGCCUGUGCACCCACCCGCAACCCUUCCGCAACUAAAAAAACUAAUUAUCAUUUGCGUCAUACCUUCGCCGUCUCCGCCAGCCCAGUCUUUCCUUGCCCUCGCCUUCGAUUUUCUUCCAUCUCGGAGGACCCCUACUCCCCCCCAGUACUGAACUGAAUCUCUCUCCGUCAUGUUUCCCACUGGACGUCGCAGCAUUUUAGAUGGACUCAAUCGGCGGUACAUCUACGGUCGGUUGCCACUGCUCCAUACGAUAAUCUUUCUCAUCGAGAUGGCGGCGGCGACGCGGCUUGCCGCCAAGUUCAACUCCUACUAUUCGGAGAAACCUAUCCUUACUACUAUGGUCACCAAUGCGAUCCUGGGUGGAAUCGCAGACACUGUUGCACAAUUGAUCACCGCUGUCAGAGCCGGCUCCGGACGCCGGUCGUCCCACGGUGGGGACUUCAUCUCGAUUGAGAUCCAUGACCUUGACAAAGAGAAACCGCCGGCCCUCGGGGAGCUGGGACAUGCGAGACACGCGACUCCGGCAUUCGACUUUGAGCGCCUCACUCGGUUCAUGUCGUACGGUUUCUUCAUGGCCCCGCUCCAGUUUCACUGGUUUGGCUUCUUGUCUCGUGCUUUUCCCCUCACCAAGAAGAACCCGAGCAUCCCGGCGUUGAAGCGCGUUGCUUGCGACCAGCUCAUUUUCGCUCCUUUCGGUUUGGCGUGCUUCUUCACGUUCAUGACGGUCGCCGAAGGUGGCGGCAAGCGGGCAUUGACGCGCAAAUUCCAGGACGUCUACCUGCCUACCUUAAAGGCCAACUUUGUGCUCUGGCCAGCCGUCCAGAUUCUCAAUUUCCGUGUUGUCCCCAUCCAGUUCCAGAUUCCUUUUGUAUCUUCUGUCGGUAUUGCGUGGACGGCGUACCUGUCGUUGACCAACUCUUCGGAGGAGGAGUGAAUUCAACAACUCACUCAUCCAAUCUUAGGCCGAUCGUGACUUACGGAGGAUGUUGCUCUUUCGGAUAUAUUUGUUUCAACAGGCCGUGCUUCCA
This is a messenger RNA of Aspergillus saccharolyticus JOP 1030-1, 1272 nucleotides long. Its product is annotated as Mpv17/PMP22 family protein. Lineage: Eukaryota; Fungi; Ascomycota; Eurotiomycetes; Eurotiales; Aspergillaceae. The coding region runs from base 414 to 1178 and encodes 254 amino acids. Gene Ontology annotation, cellular component: membrane; cytoplasm. The transcript is spliced from 6 exons. The record is from RefSeq and is a predicted model, not a curated record.